Molecule: messenger RNA, 1434 nt
Organism: Penicillium chermesinum
Lineage: Eukaryota; Fungi; Ascomycota; Eurotiomycetes; Eurotiales; Aspergillaceae
Exons: 3
Coding region: 1-1434 (477 amino acids)
Source: RefSeq, a predicted model, not a curated record
AUGGCGCAAACCCUCCCAUACUUGGUGUGGGCAAAUGCGGUGGAGCUUGCCAUGACAGAUGAGAAUGUCCUCCACAUGAUUGUACUUGCGGAGCGAACGGGGGCGUUUGGAAGGGACGCAAGGCUGCAUAUUCGGGCUGCCAUGACACAAGCAAUGCAAGCCCAAUUCAGCAGCGUGUACGCGCAUUUCCCGAACGUCGUCGCAGUUAGGACCAUGGCAGUCGUUCAAAAUGCCCCUAUCAGACCUAUGUCUGCGGUAGACCCGUAUUUCAAUCACGGCACAGCAAAUUGUCUGGACUGUUUUCGCUUUCUUGAAUCAUAUGGGAUUAUAAGUGUAACAGGCUUUUACGAUCGAGCAGGCAGUUAUUUUCGGCAGGCGAAUAUCAACGGAAAUGUUGCUCUUCAAGACUACAUGAUCAGACAGUUCCCUCUAUCGGCAUUGUUUACUGAUAUCGGCAUGGAUCAAGAUGAUAACCGACAGCUCGUUGAGGCUUUUGUUCGACGAGGUGAAACUUUUAUCGGUCGGGUUAAUAACUGGAGCAAUCUAAUCACGAACCGCCAAUUGCUGAGGAUGGCUCCGUGGAUCGGUCUGAAUAUGGCAAGGAGGCUGAAUGCGCGAGGGGUACAUCUUGUCCAUGCCCAUGAAGUUGUGUCCCGGGGUGGAAGCCGGGAUUCGUGGAUAUGGCAUGAGCUUAUCAUAACCCGCAAUCCGCAACGAAUCGCUUUAUUUAAACUGAUGCAUGAGGAUGUCGCAGUACCGGCCGGACUAGGCGUGAAUCAAACCAGUGAAGCUGGCUGGGAUGGGGGCACAUGGCAUCCAUGGGCAACAGCUAUCAAAUUUGGAGACCGGCCUGCUGCCCUGUGGUUUUCGCGUCAUGCCAACCCUUUGGUAUUGUCUGAUUCGACACAUAUAAUCCGCGGUGCUGUAGCCGCGACUGCUCCUGCGCCCACAAUCUACACCCCGGCUCCGAACACGAAGUUUAUCGGGUAUGCAGCAACGCUGAGCAUAACGGCUGACAAUCUUCAUUUUCUCCGUCAGUGGGUGCGAGCAGCGAGUCAGCCUCUCACCUUGCGAUUUUUCCGAAUGACCGAUCUAGUAAAGGCCAGAUUGGCAUAUCGAAUCACUGAUAUGCUAGAGCAGAUUAUACUGAAUAUGUCGAGACAGCGCUCGGCCAUAAGCGCAGACGCAACUUUGACGCCGAGAACCAAGGCCCGACGGCGCAAAAUGAUCGCAGACAUUGCUGUUGGCAUGCUGAUAGAAAUCAUAGGGAACCUUCUGCGUAUUGAGGCAGAUGGCGUUGUAAACAAUAUCUCCAACUUCCGCGAGUAUCGUGAAUGGCUUGACUCUCUCAAGAGGUCUGGCAUACCAGAGAUAACCACUAUAUUGAGGGUGUUGGAACAGCCUAGAAUCGAGACACGCUCUGGUAGGUACUGA